CUCUGCCUCUGACAACCUGUUCUCCUGCGGCUGUGACGGACCGAGCACACGACCCACAGGCUCAACACUUUGACUUUGACACAGUGUAAAGGCCCCACGCUGGAGACGUGAUGUGUUUUCGGAUGGAUACAAGUUGAAUCUCUGGACACACAAUUUCUUCAUCUCUUCUGUUUUACUGAGCGCAGUCGUGACUCGUGAGCCUCUUCGCUGCUGUUAAAUAAAUCCGUACGGUGAGACCAGGGAGCAGUUCAACCUCUCACGUGGCUCUUCUGAACAUGUUACCUCAGCACCUGAAGCAAAUCCGAGUCCUCAUGCUGAACGAGAAGGAGAACCUGGAGAGGACCCUGUUCAGACUGGAACAAGGGUUUGAGCUACAGUUCCGCCUGGGCCCCAGUCUCCAAGGCAGAAGAGUACUGGUCCACACUAACUACCCUCUGGAGGGACAGCCGUUCAGACGCGACGUCUUCAGAGUGCUUGCCUGGAACUAUCCCUCGGGCCGCGAAGAUGACUCCGACAAGUACUGCUCUCUGGACCUCAAGAUUGCAGGAUCCUACCAGUACUACUUCGGAUAUAUAGGUAUUGAGCGAUCAGGCGGGGGCUACAUCGUGGUGGACCCGGUGCUGCGUGUGGGGGCAGAUGACCACGUCCUGCCCCUGGACUGUGUGACCAUCCAGACCUACCUUUCCAAGUGCUUAGGACACCUAGAUGACUGGUGCGACCGUCUGCGGGUGGCCAAGGAGACAGGGUACAACAUGAUCCACUUCACCCCACUGCAGACCCUGGGAGAGUCGCGCUCCUGCUACUCUCUGGCCGACCAGCUGACCUUUAACCCCGAGUUCAGUGCUGAGGGGCAGAGCUACGGCUGGGAGGACGUGGGCGCGCUGGUGGAGAGCUUCAGGACCGAGUGGAACAUGAUCUGUAUCACUGAUGUCGUCUACAAUCACACUGCGUCCAACAGCGUGUGGAUCCAGGAGCACCCGGAAUGUGGGUACAACCUCAUGAACUCUCCUCACCUCAGGCCAGCCUGGGUACUGGACCGGGCCCUCUGGCACCUGACCACCCGCACCGCAGAGGGUCGCUAUAAGGAGAGAGGGCUGCCCGCGGACAUCACAGAGGACAAGCAUCUGCAGGCGAUCCGCAGUGUGAUAUUAGAGGACAUUUUCCCUCAAAUCAAACUGUGGGAGUUCUUCCAGGUGGACGUGGACAAGGCCGUACUGCAGUUUGAGGCUCUGCUGCAGAAGGGUGCGCAGGCAGAUCACAGUAAAACUGAGGGAGUCAAAGGGCUGAAGAUCAUCCCUGACCCAGAAUACAAGCGCUAUGGCAACACGGUGGACAUGGACUCUGCACUGGAGACAUUUGUGCCUCGGAGUUCAUCUACACCGCACGUGGACGAGUGCUGUGACUUGUUGAGGCAGAGGCUCACUCAGCUCAAUGAGGAACAGUUCAGAGUGGUGCAGCAGCAUCAUGAGCAGGCCAUCAAUUGCAUCUUGGGAAAUGUAGUGUACGAGCGGCUGGCUGCACAUGGACCCAAACUAGGACCUGUCACCAAGAAGGAUCCUCUGGUCACAAGAUAUUUCACCUUCCCUUAUGGAGACAUGACUCUGGAGGAGGAGAUGCUGCUGCUGGAUAAGCCUGAGAAGUCCUGUCACUUCCUGGCUCACAACGGCUGGGUGAUGGGUGACGACCCUUUGCGCAACUUUGCUGAACCAGGUUCAAACGUGUACCUGCGGAGGGAGCUCGUGUGCUGGGGUGACAGUGUGAAGCUACGCUAUGGGAAAAGCCCUGAGGACUGCCCCUAUCUGUGGGAGCACAUGAAGAAGUACACAGAGAUCACAGCCACCCACUUCCACGGAGUACGACUGGACAACUGCCACUCCACCCCCCUGCAUGUCGCCGAGUACAUGUUGGACGCAGCCCGAGCCGUCAGACCAAACCUGUACGUGAUCGCAGAGCUGUUCACAGGAAGUGAGCUUAUAGACAAUGUGUUUGUCAACAGACUGGGCAUAAGCAGCCUGGUGCGAGAGGCCAUGUCUGCGGGGGACAGCCAUGAGGAGGGUCGUCUGGUGUACCGUUAUGGAGGAGAGCCUGUGGGUGCAUUUGUCCAGCCCAGCCUGCGCCCGCUCAUGCCCACCAUCGCCCACGCCAUGUUCUUGGACGUGACCCAUGACAACGAGUGCCCCAUCCAGUUGCGUUCGGCUCUGGACUCUCUGCCCAGCUCUGCCAUCGUGUCUAUGGCCUGCUGCGCCUCGGGCUCCACCAGGGGGUAUGACGAGCUCGUGCCACAUCAGAUCUCUGUGGUGAAAGAGGAGCGUUUCUACCCUAAGUGGAACCCCUCAGCCUCCCCCUCCUCUUUGGGGGAGGUGGGCCCACACACUGGCAUCGUGGCUGGGAAACUGGCCCUGAACAAACUGCACCAGGAGCUGGCAGCACAGGGUUUCAUACAGGUAUAUGUGGACCAGGUGGAUGCAGAUAUCGUGGCCAUCACUCGUCACUGCCCCAGCACACACCAGUCUGUGGUGACUGUGUGCCGGACUGCCUUCCACGACCCCAAAACGCACCACUACGACCCCAACGUACCCCCCAUGUUCAUCCCAGGUAAAAUUGAGGAGGUGGUCCUGGAGGCUCGAACAGUGGAGAGGAAGGCUGAGAGCUACGUGAAAGAUGGCAAGUUCAUCAAUGGGCUUCCCCAGUACACUGUGGAGAUUAAAGAGCAUAUUUCGCUGGAGGAGAGCACGGUGGUGAAGCAGGCUGCAGUCAUGUCUAAAGACCGCUCUGAGUUUGUCCAAGAGAUCACUUUUGAGAAGCUCACCCCCGGCAGUGUCAUCGCGUUCAGGGUGAGUCUGGACCCCAAGGCUCAGCAGGUGGUGGGGGUGCUGAGGUAUUACCUAUCCCAGUUUAGUCCUAAGUACCGCAGAGGAAGUACUGCUGAUGACAGCCCCCCCGAGGUGCUGCAGAAGCCCCUCUCCCAGCUCAUGUCAAAGCUGAGUCUGGCCGACAUGAAUGUGUUGCUGUUCCGCUGCGAGGCCGAGGAGCAGGAGGAUGGAGGAGGCUGUUACGGUAUCCCAGGUUGGGAGAGCCUCAAAUAUGCCGGCCUGCAAGGUCUGGUGUCGGUGAUGGCUAACAUCCGUCCUAACAAUGACCUGGGCCACCCCGUGUGUGCCAACCUCAGACAGGGAGACUGGCUCCUGGACUUCACCUCCAACCGCCUGGUCUCCAAAGAGGGGCCCCUGGCUCAGGUGGGGGAGUGGUUGGCGGCCAUGUUUAAAUACUUGAAGCACAUCCCUCGUUACCUCAUCCCCUGUUACUUCGACGCCAUCUUGGUCUCCACGUACACCACAGCUCUGGACGCCACCUACAAGCUCAUGUCCAGUUUUGUGCAGAACGGCUCGAGCUUUGUGCGACACCUGGCUCUGGGCUCAGUGCAGAUGUGCAGUGUGGGCCGACUCCCCUCUCUCCCUCCGCUCUCAGACAAACUGGAGGGAGUGCCGUACCGCCUCAGCCCCAUCAGUGGAGAGAAGGAGCAGUGCUGUGUCUCACUGGCUGCAGGUCUCCCUCACUUCUCAGCCGGGAUCUUCCGCUGCUGGGGACGAGACACUUUCAUUGCUCUGAGAGGACUCAUGCUCCUCACAGGGAGGCACCUGGAGGCACGUAACAUAAUCCUGGCGUUUGCGGGGACUCUUCGCCACGGGCUCAUCCCAAACCUGCUGGGUGAGGGCCGCAGUGCUCGCUUCAACUGCAGAGACGCUGUGUGGUGGUGGCUCCAGUGCAUCCAGGACUAUGCGAACCACGUCCCUCAGGGCCAUGAGAUCCUGCGUUGUCCUGUGUCUCGCAUGUACCCCACUGAUGACAGCCAGCCCCUCCCUCCAGGACAAGUGGAACAGCCCUUGUAUGAUGUGAUCCAGGAGGUUCUGCAGCGCCACCUGGAGGGCAUCUCCUUCAGAGAGAGGGAUGCAGGGCCCAAGAUCGACAUGAACAUGAGAGACGAGGGCUUCAAUGUGGAGACCAAAGUGGAUCCAAAAACAGGCUUUGUUUCUGGGGGGAACCGUUUUAACUGCGGCACAUGGAUGGACAAAAUGGGAGAGAGUGAUAAGGCCAGGAACAAAGGCAUGCCGGCUACUCCCAGAGACGGCUCUGCAGUGGAGAUUGUGGGGCUGAGUAAGUCUGCUGUGCGCUGGGUGGUGGAGCUGCACUCUAAGGGACUGUUCCCCUACGAUGGAGUUAAAAUCCAAAACAAUGGCACAGAGUCAUUCGUGUCCUAUGCCCAGUGGAACCAGCAGAUCCAAGCCUCAUUUGAGACCCACUUCUGGGUGUCUGGAGACCCCCAUGACCCCAAUGAGAAGCACCCUGAGCUGGUGCACAAGAGGGGCAUCUACAAGGACAGCCAUGGAGCCUCCAGCCCCUGGUGCGACUACCAGCUCCGGCCCAACUUCACCAUUGCCAUGGUUGUGGCUCCGGAGCUGUUCACAGUGGAGCAUGCCUGGACCGCUCUGGAGAUGGCUGAAAAUAAACUGCUGGGGCCUCUGGGCAUGAAGACCCUGGACCCAGAUGACAUGGUUUACUGCGGCGUCUAUGACAACUCUCUGGACAAUGACAACUACAACCUAGCCAAGGGCUUCAACUAUCACCAGGGACCUGAGUGGCUGUGGCCUGUGGGAUACUUCCUCCGAGCCAAACUCUAUUUUGCAAAGAAGAAGGAGGAUGAGAGUUUCUACAGCAGAAGUGUGACUCUGGUGAAGAAUGUGCUUUCCAGACACUAUACUCACCUGGAGAGGUCUCCAUGGAAAGGACUCCCUGAGUUGACCAAUGAGAAUGGCCAGUACUGUCCGUUCAGCUGUGAGACUCAGGCCUGGUCCCUGGCCACUGUGUUGGAGGUGCUCUAUGACCUUUAAACACACUAUAGUCAAUAUGAACCCUGAUAGACAAACAGUGUAGUACUAACCCAAAUCUGCUCACUGCAUCACACAUGUGCAAUACAGAGGCCAGACUGUCCUGUACACAUGGUUAAAGGACUGUCCGGGCAUUUAGCAUUUAAGCUGUCUACAUGUGUCAUUGUGCAAUCAUAUUUGUACUAGUUACAUUAUUUAAAUAUUAGGGAAUUUCAGUGAACAUUUUAAGACAUAUUAAUGUGAGACUAAACACCUAAGCUCCACCCACAUUUCAAAUAGAGCUGCUAAACUUGGUAAUACCUGAAGAACUAACAGGUAUCCACAAUUCAAACUCAGCUCCUCCAGCCAGGUGUUUGUAAGCAGAAACACCUGGCUGUAAUCAAGGCAGUCCUGUGUGAUGUCACCAACUGCUGGGAAGAGCAGAGGCAGCACAAACCAGAAAGCUGCAAAUUUACCUAGUUUGCAGUAAAAUUGCCUUAAAAUGGAACUAUGGACUAGGAACAGCAGAUAAUACUAUUUAAACACCAUAUACACAUAUUUAGUAGCAAAAAAUGGAUUGUGUUCACUUUAAAGGGCCUGUACCUGAUUUUAAUAUAUUGUAGUCAACAGAAAUGCUCUUUUAUAUUCCAUUUUAAUUGUUUGGUAAAAGGUGCUAAAUGAAAAAAAAUUGAAAAUAUGAACUAUUCAUUUUACAUAAUAUUUUAUAAGGUAAUACCUAAUACAGAAGCUACUGACACGGUCACCUCCAAUCAGGCACAUGUUAUUUAGGAUUUUGAAAAAUUAACUGCCUGACACUAUCCCAGACACCUGAUUCUCUGUCAUGAAAUAUCACAGUAUGCGGAGCUAAAGGUUCAAACUAAAACAGGUUUCUUACUCAAGGUUUAAAAUCAGGUACCUGCCGAUUUAAAUGAGUAUAAAGUACAGUGAACUAUUUCCCUCAUUAAUUGCUGUUUUGUUAUUGGACAUGUCUGAGCCGCUACAGAUAUACUGCUGUUAGAAUAAACCUGUUUAACGUGAUUGUAGUCAUUGACGAAACCGGUUAAUGUAAUUUGACUAAAGGUGAAAAUCCAUUUUACAAUAUGGGAAAAUAAAUUAACUAUACAAAAAUGGGAAUUGUAAAGAAAGAUUACUCAUAAUAAUCUAAUAAUACGCGUUGGAGAGGUUGUGUUUGUAGCCCUGUGACCUUUGACCCUUUGUAGUGUUUUUAGUUUAGAUUGUCUUCCACGCUCUCAUUGCCUUAUGUUCAGACUACUGUUACCAUGCACCUUCAGACACUGGACGGAGAACAGAAUGCAUCUGUAUGUGAUCCACUGCUGCUGUCACUGUAUCCACUAAAUGUUUAGUGUGGACUUAGUUGUGAUUCUAAAUGUCACAUAUUAAAGAACUGGUGCAUA
Periophthalmus magnuspinnatus is the source of this 6280-nucleotide messenger RNA. RefSeq names its product amylo-alpha-1, 6-glucosidase, 4-alpha-glucanotransferase a (gene agla). The record is from RefSeq and is a predicted model, not a curated record. Bases 276 to 4889 code for a protein of 1537 amino acids. NCBI's taxonomy places the organism in Eukaryota, Metazoa, Chordata, Actinopteri, Gobiiformes, Gobiidae. Gene Ontology annotation, molecular function: amylo-alpha-1,6-glucosidase activity; 4-alpha-glucanotransferase activity. The transcript has 37 exons. Gene Ontology annotation, biological process: glycogen biosynthetic process; glycogen catabolic process.